Molecule: messenger RNA, 1506 nt
Organism: Iphiclides podalirius (scarce swallowtail)
Lineage: Eukaryota; Metazoa; Arthropoda; Insecta; Lepidoptera; Papilionidae
Source: the annotation of a GenBank genome assembly
AUGAAAAACGUUGAUGAAAAGUCAAAAGAGAGAGACUCUCCAAAAACUCCGGGAGGAAUAAGUAAAUCGCUCUUAACUCCUAUUAGAAGACUCGGGCUUUCGCGCAAAUGGAAGAGAUCUGGAACUUCGCCGUUCGUGUCACCUCUUGCUAGUAAUGUCGUUAAAUCUAACGAAAAUGAACCAGAGAACACAAGAUCAAGAAAAAGAAAACUAUGUACAGCUGAGGAAAACGAAAAUGUACCUUUAUCGCCGGUCAGUGACAAUAAAAACCUGGACAAUAUACAAAUUACUUCCACACCUCCUGCUGUUCCAGUGAACACGGAAAAUACACCUAUCAGACGAGUUGCCAUUACACGUAAAAAGUGUGAAUCGUUCAUAUCAUCCUUGGUUGAUACCAAAACCACAGAUGGCAGUGCUUCAACGAAGAAACAAAAUAAUAGUGAACUGUUGGAGAAACAGAGCUUAAAUAAUUUUUCAACAAAAGCACAAAUCGAGAACACAGCCUCAAAGGGAAAAACUAAUAAUGUUAUAGUAAGUAGAAAUAAAUCAUUAAAAAAAGGAGUGUUAGAAGUGAGCAGAGAUAUGAAACAAACUGAAGCAAGAUCUAUUACAAACGAAGAAAGUGAUGGUUAUUUACGAGACGAUGAAUUGGGUAUCACUAAAAGUGAGCCAAAAGUGCCCAAUCUCAGUAAAGAAUGUAUUGUGGUCAUACAGAAGAGAAUAUUAAAGCCAGUGAGAGAAGAAAAUUAUACUGCAAAUAAUUCUGCUACAAACAAAGAUAACUCCAUAUCACAGGUUUUAUUUGAUUCUGAUUCAGAUGAUACACCUUUAAGCCAUUUGAAUAAAACAGACACAAAGCAAAAAUGUGAAAUUAUAGACAAAGAAACUUUAGAUGGUGAUUUCAUUGAUACCAAAAUUGACAACACAGCUAAAGAGGAGUUAACAACAAAAGAGGCAUCAAGCAGCAAUCAUAAAAGACAUGCUUCUAAAACAGUAAUUGAAACUAAAAAACAUAAUAAAAAACCAAACCAUAAACAAAGAUCGGAACAAAUUCUUGUUGGUAAAUCAUCCCAAAAGUUAAACGACUUUGACGAUGAUGAUGACGAUUUUGAAUUCAACAGAAAAACAAUAUUAGUGAGGAAGUCUUAUGAUAAAGUUGUUAAACCAUCAAAGUCGAAAUCAACUGGUUCGAUUACGCAAAAGGAUAUAGAUGAGCUAAAAGCCAGAAUAGAGAUGAAGAAAAAACUCCUUAUUGCUAAAGCGAUGAGCAAUGAUACAGAAGAAUUAAGAAGCUUGAUAAAAAAAUGGCAGAAAGGGUGCCAGGAAGCUUUAAUGGAGUUGUUGGAUUUAAUGAAAGAGAAAUUACCGGAUCAUUCAAAUAUGAAUUAUUCUUAUAUAUUAGAAAUGUUAAAGAUUCCACCAUCACUUGUGGGGUAUGAUGAGGAGAAUGAAUGUUUUAACACCCCAGAUGACAACAGCAUUCUUGGGGUGGCAUUUAAUGAAAUA